CGUGCCUGAAAUAUAUUACUUCUCAGUUUCAACACACAUGUAUGUGACACAGACACGUGCUGAUAUAUAUUUUAUUACAAAAAUUAAAGCCAUCCAUAAUGGCGACUAUUUCCAGUCGUGUUUUCCGAGGACCACUCCACAAGACAUGUGUAAAAAAAUUGUUCAGAACCCAUCACAGUUCUGAGAAAUUCGGUACUCAAUUUUCGGCAGCUGCGAGUAUUUCGGAGAAAGGAGAAUGCACGAAUGUUACAGACGAUAUCCGUUUCGACGAUUACAGAAAAGCAUUCAGAUCUAUGUCCAGAUUGGAGCUAGCUCGAUCCAUCGCUAUUCUCAGGUUAUGCGCCAACAAUCGCGUAGUAGAUAGCAGCUUACAGCUGAUGAAUACCAGUCGCAAAGUACUUGGCAGGAGACUGUUCGACAAAAUAGCCAAAGGGACAGUGUACGGUCAGUUUGUGGGCGGAGACAGUCCGGAAUCUCUCCGGACGACAGUAGCACGCCUGCACGACACCGGGAUAGGCCCUCUGGUGGCUGUUUCUAUGGAAGAGGAUACAACGGAUGACGUCAUGUAUGGUUCCAGCUUGGUAGAAGCUGACCGGAAGUACAAUCGGAACUUGAAUGCUGUUCUUGAAUGCUUACACGUCAUUUCCGGUCUCAAUGACCCUCAUCCAAUGAUGCAAGUGAAGGUCACAUCUUUACUACCAGCUAAACUUUGCGAGGCGAUAUCCAAACAUGUGCCACACCCUUCCCAGACAGGUCACGUGGUUGAGAAAGUAGCCAAUGCGAUGUUACAUGACGAUAAGAUAACCAUGGAUUUUCUGUCAGAGGAACAGAUGGCCGAGCUACAUAGGGGCUUGUCACGACUUAAGAAAAUCUGUGAGGCUGCUGUUGACAAGGGUGUUAUCGUUAUGGUAGACGCGGAGUAUACAUACUUUAACCCGGCCCUCAACCUUUUAUCUCUGGCUAUGAUGUUGGUGUGUAACAGACAGAAGACAUUGGUUUAUUACACCUACCAGAACUAUCUCCAGGGGAUGGAUGACUAUAUGAAAACAGACAUGACUUACAUACACAGUCAUGGAGUCGGGUUCGGCACUAAACUAGUCCGUGGAGCUUACAUCGACAAGGAGAGGCGUCUCGCCCGAGAGGCAGGGUACCCCGACCCUACAAACCCCUGCCACCAGGCUACGUCAGACACCUACCAUAGAUCCAUGAACGUCAUGCUAGAUAGCAUUGCCAAAAACCCGGAAAGGUCAUCCGCCAUUAUUGCCAGUCACAACGAGACUACUGUGUCUAAAGCUGUCAAAAGGAUUAAAGACUUACAGAUCAAUCCUAAAGGUGGCUCCGUCUUCUUCGGACAGCUGUUUGGGAUGUGUGAACACGUGACAUUCACGCUAAGUGAGAUGAAGAUGCCAGUGUACAAGUCAAUACCGUACGGUUCUGUGGAGGACACACUCGCCUACCUAUCACGGAGAGCGAUGGAGAACCGAUCGGUACUGGAGAGGGCGCAAAGGGAGAAAACUCUCAUGUGGAAAGCCCUAAAGGAACGCUGAAUCCUGAAUCAAGAUAUUUAUAGACAUUCAUGUCUUCAGGUUGGAGGUCCAAAAAUCAGUUUAAAUAGUAAAUGUGACAAAAUUACUGUGCUGCCUUUAAAUUUGAAAGGAAUUUGUAAGAUGUCUCCACAGAACCUUUAAAGAGGAUUCGUGGUUCUAAAUCUGAUCCCGUUCUCAUAACCAACAAUAUUCGUUAUUUGUUGUAUUUAGGUUGUGGUUAUAUGCUAAUGUACAUGUAACACAUAUCAUAAUGUAAUAAUCCAUUGUAAGGCAGGCAUAAUAAACACCAUGAUAUAUUAUAUACACCUGCACAAUACAGAUUAACAGGUAUGUGUUGCCAUUUCUUAAAGUUAAACAUUACUAAACAUAAACCUUUUCAGUUACUAAUGCCUAAGUCACAUUUGCUCUACGGCUAGGAUACGGCGGCCGUAGAUCUCUGAAAUCGAGAGAUACCUGUGGCGACCGCAGAUAAUCUGCGGUGGCCUCACGGUCGCCGUAGGGCGUAUCCAUAUCUUUUACAGGCCGUAGGGGUCGCCGUAGGAUUAUAACCCGGAGUUAUAACCUUUUUCAUUUCUACGUUCGCCGUAGCAAUUAGGCACGCCGUAGCCAUGCCGUAAAUCUGUUCCAC
This is a messenger RNA of Mizuhopecten yessoensis (Yesso scallop), 2175 nucleotides long. RefSeq names its product hydroxyproline dehydrogenase-like. The transcript has 9 exons. Bases 99 to 1547 code for a protein of 482 amino acids. The record is from RefSeq and is a predicted model, not a curated record. NCBI's taxonomy places the organism in Eukaryota, Metazoa, Mollusca, Bivalvia, Pectinida, Pectinidae. Gene Ontology annotation, cellular component: mitochondrion. Gene Ontology annotation, molecular function: proline dehydrogenase activity; FAD binding.